Messenger RNA from Ceratitis capitata (Mediterranean fruit fly), 5781 nucleotides. Its product is annotated as zinc finger protein rotund. Lineage: Eukaryota; Metazoa; Arthropoda; Insecta; Diptera; Tephritidae. The coding region runs from base 223 to 3357 and encodes 1044 amino acids. The record is from RefSeq and is a predicted model, not a curated record. The transcript is spliced from 7 exons.
AAUUGAAAGGUGAAAAUACACGCAGAAAAAGGAAAAUUAACAGUGAAUUGUGAAAAUCGGAAAUUUUAUGUGCAAAAAUUAUUGAAAAUUAAUCUAUAAUUAGUAAAAAUUGUAGAAAAUUUUAAAAUUAUACAAACUUGUACAAAAAUUGGCAAUCGGUGUUUAUCGAAAUUCCAGUGAAAUAAGAGAAAAAUUGCCAAUUCAUCGUCUUCGCGCGUUCAUAUGAUUAUGCAUGGUACCUGGUAUAAGGGACCACAAUUGGCGCAUCGCACACAUACACACAGCGAUUACCAUCGGGAUUAUACUACAGCUCAUCACGCUCAAUCCCCACACCAUCUCCAUCCUCAUCAUCAUCAUCAUCAUCAACCACCACCGCCGCCUCCACCACCAACAACUUCGUCGCAUUUGCAUACUCAUUCACAUCAUCAUCAUCCGCAUACGCAUCCGUAUCGUUCGUAUCCCUCAUUUGUUGUUACACCAUAUCAUGAGUCGCCGCCCAGCUCAGCACCAACACCGGCAUCCACACCGAUGCCAACACAUGCGGCAGCAGCGUGUUUGAACGGUGUACCGGCACCAAUAUUGGUAGAGGGCUCUUUUGCCGCUACCCCAGUGUCCAAUUCAGCGAUUGGCAUCAAUCAUUUAACAUCAGUUCUGAGUCCUACUAUUAAAGUUGAACAGCCGUUCGGUGAACCUCUAUCUGUGGAUGAGUAUGCACUGAAUUUGGAUUGCAACAUAGGAAGUACUUUUCGGAAGCCCAGCAAUUACACGUGGCCCCUAGCUACCGCCACUCCGCCUGUAAUAGGCAGUUCAACAGUCGAAGCAGUAAACAAUACAGCGCCAUCCAGUAGAAACGUUUCUGGCGUAAAUCAUACGGCAACACACCAUAUUAACUUGCCGCCGUCUUCAGGUUCAGCCACGCCAACACCACCCGUUGGCGGAUUAGAUUUGCAGGCAGUGGUUUCGGGUGAGGCAAGACAUAGUUUUGAGGCAACUUUAAAAUCUCCAACUCAACAACAAUCGACUACGUCACACUCACCUUCGGCACAAGAUCAUUUAGAGCAAAAUCAUCAGCGUAGCUCUGUAUCAUCAAGUCAAUUGAAUAAUCAGCAACAACAACAGCAUCAAUCUCAUACACAACGUAGCUUACACUCUACAGAGUCGACUCCGAAUUCACCAACAACUGUCAACACUACAACAGCAGUGAGUGCCGCCGGCGUAACCACCACAAUGCCAAUCGGUGGAGUUCAGGGUCAAAAUCCCACACAGGGUCUAGUGCAUUGGAUGAGUGCGGUAAUGGCUGAACAUAUGACCGGACAGACGCAUCACGAUCCAACGGCGGUUGGGAUGCAUUACAUGUGGAAUGGCAAUAUGGAUUGUGGACAACAUGGCAAAGAAAUUCCAGAUUAUAACGGUUGGCCAUCAGCGGCUGCUACCCGCACUCACAUGUCAGCCAUCAAGCACGGAUAUGAGGCUAAAAUGAAUGACCAUCACAACAAUUUGCAAAAAGGGCACUUUCUUGAUGACAACCGACUCAUCGAUCAUCACAGCGCUGUUACACCGCAGGGUAAUCAUAGUAGCGGCAUGCCGACAGCUGCCUCUAUUUACGGCCCCAGUGCUGCAUUAAGAGCCGUUGCUACAUCGAACAGCAAUUCGCCGAGCGGGGGUGGCGGUAACGGUGGUUGCAGUUUGGUGACUGCCACUGGUAGUCUUGGUAUAAUCGGCGCAACUAAUGGCAGUCUUGGCGGCAGUAAUAAUGUUGGCGGGGGAACUAUUGUCGGUCUUAGCAGUACGAGUAUAGGCCAUCACGCCCCUACAUCGGGCAAUCAUAUGGCGCAUCAUCACAGCGCCGCGUCAGCAGCAGCAUUACUGGUUGUGCCACAACCGAUUAACGCUAGCAAAAUAAAUGCCUCACUGGGAGCCGGCGGCAGUGGAACAGGAAGGAAGUAUCAGUGCAAAAUGUGUCCGCAGAUUUUCAGCUCGAAGGCAGAUCUACAGCUACAUACUCAAAUUCAUAUGCGAGAAGCCAAACCAUAUAAAUGUACGCAGUGCUCUAAAGCGUUCGCAAACUCAUCUUACCUGUCACAACAUACCCGCAUCCAUCUGGGCAUAAAGCCAUAUCGAUGCGAGAUUUGCCAACGCAAGUUCACCCAGCUAUCCCAUCUGCAACAGCACAUCCGCACCCACACCGGCGACAAGCCGUACAAGUGUCGUCAUCCCGGCUGUCAGAAAGCCUUCUCACAACUCUCCAAUCUACAGUCGCAUUCGCGUUGCCACCAAACAGACAAACCAUUCAAAUGCAAUUCCUGUUAUAAAUGUUUCUCGGACGAGCCAUCACUGCUCGACCAUAUACCCAAGCAUAAGGAGUCUAAACACCUGAAGACACACAUUUGCCAAUAUUGUGGCAAAUCGUAUACGCAGGAGACGUAUCUAACCAAGCAUAUGCAGAAGCAUGCGGAACGCACGGAUAAGCGACCGCCAAUCGCAACUAUAAAUACGACUGGCAGUGCUGGCGGCGCGGGUGCGCCAAUUGGAAGCAAUACCAACAGCACCACUGGCAGUAAUGUCAAUGGUGGAGGUAAUAUUGCAGGCAGUGUUGCUGGUGGUCCUCCUGGUGGCAGUGCCGUUGCGAACAGCUUAUCAAACGCGAAUCCGCAUAACCGGCAGACGCUUGGCUUGCCGCCGGUGUCGAUAGCACCCACCGAGCAUUCCUAUUGGCCCAAGGUCAGUCCAGACUCCGCUGCCAAUAUGUCGGAUGUCAUGCAUCAGCAGCAGCAGCAACAGCACCAGCAGCAGCAGCAGCAUCAUCACCAUCAACAGGCACAACAACAACAGCAGCAUGGCGGUCAGCAGCACCAUCAUCAGCAACAGCAACCGCAACAACAACAACAAUCGCAUAUGGACUUUCCGUCGGUAAACACCGGAGCUGGCGGUAGUUCUGGCGGCGGCGGUGGUGGCUCUGGGGGUUCUGGUGGCCCACCGAAUGGGCAUGGCGACUUACAACCCCAUCACCGCAUGAGCGACAAUGGACGAGAAGAUAUCGUAUCUACGCCAUCCACCGUGGGACCGUACGAUGCAGCAAAUAUUACAAAGACCACCAGCAAUUCCGCUUUCACACCGAUCAAUUCAAUGCCACCACACCUAAAUACACUCAGCCAUCAUCCCAUGGCACAGCGUCCCUAUCUCUAUGAUGCAAUCAGUUUCCAAAAUAAAAAUGUCAAUCAAAAUAAUUCCAAUUCAUUUCCAAAUCAAUUAAUAUCGUUGCACCAAAUUCGAAACUAUGCGCAUCAGCCUGCUGGUCUAAUGGCUGGAGAGCAUUUACUCGGAGUUAGUGUGGGUUCCGGCAAAGACAAAGGAUAGCUAUACUUUUAAGUGCGAAAGCACACACAAUCUAAAGAGGAUUUCUUGGAUGUACUUGAGGAAUAUAUGGAGUAACAAGUGGAGUUUUUCAAGCCACUAUAGGGUUUUUCUACAUUUUUAUUUUAAAAUAUAUUGGCCUAAUGCUUAGUUUGAACAAAUUUGCCAUAACUUCAAAUAGACCAUGAGUUCUACUUACGAAAUUCAUUGAGAUAAAUGCAAGAGAAUUAUUGAAUGUCUGACCAAAUCCCUCUCAUGUUAAAUCAACAAUCAGUCUCUAUUUCUCUCUUAUUGUUAAAUAUGUAGGCAGAAAUAUAAUUUAGGUCAUAGUUUUAAAAGAUAAUUAAAUUUUAGCCAACCUAAUAAUGGCGGCCGCGAUAACCAAGUGGUUAGCUUUGCGUACUGCCAUUCGGAAGACGAGGAGGGGGCUUAGUAUAAACUGUAGGUCCCUCCGUUUCUUGGAAAAACAUCAGGACGCAAAACCUUCAUGGGUUACAAAACGCCUAUUAUAUUUACUGUGUACACGUAUGUUAAACAAAUUCAACAAUGGCAAUAAAAAUGUAAAAAAAUUUGUUCCAAUCGCCGUCCAAGUAGCAACUUUAAAUUCAAAUUGAAGUUACGGAUUUGAAGAAUUCAGUGUUUUCUGGAUUUUUAAUUCGGCUGUCAUUAAAGAAAGUGAUUCCGCUACAUCAAAAUCCGUUCAGCUUUUAUUACUUACUAGAAGAGUAAAUCUCUUCAUAAUCUAAAUACAUAGUUAGAUUCUUUGAAGAAGCAUAUUUGUAUAUGGUUUAAAAUCUACAGUUUAUUCAAUUCUGAUCUUACUAGAAACUUCUAGGAUCACCACUGCUAUAAGGUGUAUUCUAGUUAACAAUAUGGAGUUAUCCAUUUCGUGAUUUUAAAAGAACAAAGCAUUAACGUAGCCACAUUUCGUGCUUUAAAAGGUGUGAUUGUGGUGCCCAAUUCAAGGAUAUUUGAAGAGAAUGGGUCGGUUACAGUUUACCUCGUUCCAUCUCCUUAUACCUUCAACUGAAACCAGCCGACGAUUCACAAUGCCAAACAUGCGGUCAUUGGGUGUUUGAACAACAAGCAGUGGACGGUGAUUUUUUUGCGAUCUCAAUUGUCCAACGAGAUCGUACGAUCGACACCGUUGGACUCCUUCUGUGGGGCUACGCGAAAGACCGUGUUUAUGCGGAUAAACCUUUGACUUUGGAACACUUGAAAACCAACUUCGUGAAGUUAUUGCUGAGGUACCACCCAAUAUGGGCCAAACAAAUUACCUCAGACGUAUGGCAGUUUACAAAUUUUUGCAAGGCGGUCAUUUGAAUGUUGAAACUUUAUGAUAAGAAAAAUGUUAUUUUAUUGUAUUUUAAUUCCGUUUACCUUCUAGAACGCAAGAUGGAUAACACUGUAUUUUCAAAUAUUUUAAAAUUAAAUCAAAACGGUUUCUUAAUUUACAUUAAUGAAUGAAGAAAUGGAUACACUUUACUCUCUUCCAUAACAGCUCCGUGACACUUUGGAUAGUUGAUUUUGACCAAUUGAAAUCUUAGCAUAAAAAAUACGUACUCUUCCCUUUGUGAAAGCAAAAUCUUGAAAAGACUGAAAAAUAUAUGAGUUCUACUCAAGCCCCGAUAAUAUUUGGUAAGAUUUUAGAAUAAUUAAAACCUGAAUGAAGCCAAUUUAAGACAUUUGUCUACGUAAAUCUUUUUAAAAAAGAAAAUGCCCAUCCAUGAUUGCACAUUUCUUUCUUAACGUAUAAAGUGUUUGCCGAUUGACUCAAGUACAGAUUUAUGGAAUCCUUAAAAUAGUCCAAAAGCUGGCAUGUCCUGUCUUGCCGGUUAUCGUUCCGCUGGUGAUUACAAAUAGCCCAACAAGUAACUGUAAAACUAAAUAAAUAAAAAUAAAAUACAAAAAUAGCCGAGCAUAAAAUCAACACACUUAAAAAUAGUGAAUUUAAGAAUUUUAUUAAUUUAAAAUGAGAUAGAAUAUUUAUUUAUAAGAGAUUUGUACGUACAUAUGUAGGUAUUGCAAGCGAAGCGUUAGUUGUGUAAAACUGUUUACUAAUUUAUAUUAAUAUGUAUGUAUAUUUAUUUAAGUGCAUUUAUGAAAAUAUGUUCAAAUCGAAUUGAAAAUUUUCAACUGUAAUUAAACAUAGAUUUUAACGGUUACAACUGUAAAAUGAUAGUAAAUAUUUGAACUAAAUGGAAACAAAAAGCCGUCGCAAUGAGAGAAAUAUACUAGCAGAAGUUUGUAAAUACUAAAUAUGGUAUAUAAACAUACCAACAUACAUAUGUAAGUACUCAAUACUUUUCUCGAAGCUUGAGUGAUUAGAUACUAAAGAAGAUAUGUGAAGUAAUGCAAAUUAAUAACUAUGAUAAGAAGAAUAAAUCAAUUGAAAAGAAUAAGGAUAAAUAUUUAAAAUACGUGUUA